Salvelinus namaycush (lake trout) is the source of this 2434-nucleotide messenger RNA. RefSeq names its product glucosidase, beta, acid (gene gba1). NCBI's taxonomy places the organism in Eukaryota, Metazoa, Chordata, Actinopteri, Salmoniformes, Salmonidae. The coding region runs from base 236 to 1795 and encodes 519 amino acids. The record is from RefSeq and is a predicted model, not a curated record. Gene Ontology annotation, biological process: glucosylceramide catabolic process. The transcript has 12 exons. Gene Ontology annotation, molecular function: glucosylceramidase activity.
CACUACUAUGGUGGACAAUGUUCCCAACCUUGUAUUUGUCACUGGCGACCUCUAGCGGUAAACUACAAUUUACAUCGAAGUGACGUACCACAGUGCGCUUGUCAUAUGACUAUCGAGGUCCAUACAAUUUUGUACAAUCCGGAUAUAGCAGAGAAAAUCGAUCAGUUGGACAUGCAACUCAGUACUUGACGUGCACUUUAUGACAUGUCAAAUAUCCUGAUAAAAACUAGAUAGAAUGCCAUUGUCAACAGCACUCAUCCCUCUUGCUUUGUUCAUUGGAGUAGCAACACGAUCCAGAGGCAGUGAUGAGUGUGUGGCCCGUAACUUUGGCCAUGGCUCGGUGGUGUGUGAGUGUAACUCCACCCACUGUGACAGUAUUGGGUCGGACACACUACCUGUCUUGGGUCAGUUCCUGUCCUUCACCAGCAGUAAGGCUGGCAGCAGGCUGCAGAGAGGACAGGGACAGGGACAGAAGAACAGCACUGGAGCAGUUCUCAGGCUGACUGUGGUUCCCUACCAGAAGUACCAGAGGAUCAGAGGGUUUGGAGGAGCCAUGACAGACUCAGCUGCCAUCAACAUCCUGUCUCUGUCCCCCAGAACACAGGACCAGCUACUACGACAGUACUUCUCUGCUCAGGGUAUUGGGUACAGUGUGGUGCGGGUGCCCAUUGCCAGCUGUGACUUCUCAACCCAUCUGUACACCUAUGCCGACUCACCUGGAGACUACAACCUGGACAACUUUACCUUAGCACCAGAGGACACUAACAUGAAGAUCCCCCUGCUGCAGCGAGCCCAGGCCCUGUCGCCCCGCCCCCUGUCUCUGCUGGCCAGUGCCUGGAGCGCCCCCGCAUGGUUGAAGACCAACGGUGCUCUCACUGGCAAGGGCUCUUUGAAGGGCCAGCCUGGGGGCAAGGAGCACAAGACCUGGGCUAAAUACUAUGUCAGGUUCCUGGAGGAGUAUGCCAAAUACAACCUAUCAUUCUGGGCCGUGACCACAGGCAACGAGCCCUCUGCUGGACAGAUGACCAACUACAGUUUCCAGGCUCUGGGCUUCACAGCAGAGGAGCAGAGGGAUUGGGUGGGCCUGGACCUAGGCCCCGCCCUGCACACCUCCACACACCCCCACACACACCUCCUCAUCCUGGACGACAACAGACUGCUACUGCCACACUGGGCUAAAGUGGUCCUCAGUGAUGUGCGUGCUGGCAGGUAUAUCCAUGGUGUUGGAGUCCACUGGUACCUGGACACUCUGGUGCCGGCAGAGCUCUCCCUGGGCACUACCCACCACCUGUACCCAGAAUACUACCUGUUUGGAACGGAGGCCUGCGCUGGCUGGAGCCCCACAGACAGAGGAGUACGGCUGGGUAGCUGGGAGAGAGCUGAGCAGUACGCACACAGCAUCAUACAGGACCUGAACCACUAUGUGGUGGGCUGGACAGACUGGAACCUGGCUCUGGACCAAGGAGGAGGGCCCAACUGGGUGAAGAACUUCGUGGACAGCCCCAUCAUCGUGGACCACAGCCGAGACAUCUUCUACAAACAGCCCACCUUCUAUAGCAUGGCCCACUUCAGUAAGUUCCUGUGGGAGGGGUCUCAGAGAGUGGGUGUGUCCUUCAGUCAGGAAACAAAACUGGAAAGCUCUGCCUUCGUCAGGCCAGACGGGUCAGUGGUGCUUACCAUCCUCAACAGGUCGUCGUCAGAGGUCCAGUUUGAGGUGUAUGAUCCUGCUGUGGGUUUCAUCUCCUCCAGUGCUCCAGCCCACUCCCUGCUCACACUCGCUUGGAACACACGCUGAUCACACUGGAAUGGAACACACACGGAUCACACACCUUUACUGCCAGGGCCAAAGCAUUGUCACAGUCGGCAUUACCCCUGUGCUACACUUCCAAAAAAACGACCAAACAUUUGUCAUCGGUCAGCACCAUUAUCCCUCACUAGCAGGUCUGCUACAUUUCCACCAGCACACUCAACUCCCACCACCAUCCAAAGCCCAAUGUGCUGCCUCAUAACAGCCUGACUGGUCACAGCAUACCUGAUAACCCUGCAGCAUCGUGGGCUCUGCCAUGUCUUUGAUCAGAGCUUGAAAUGUGUGUGUGGUUUAGCCAAUACAGCCAAAUAUGUUGUGUGUUCCUAUGUAUGCUGUGACUAUCUGCACUGAUCUUCAUCACGCUGGGAAAAGCUCUGGAAUGUGUGAAUAUAGCAUGUGAUCAAACCAGGGCCAGGUACACUACUAUGAUCAGACACUGCUGCUGCUUGAGAAGGUCUGACCAUUACACCGGUCUGCUAACAACUGUUUCUAAACUGAAAUCUGGUUAAUAACGGUGUGAACAUGGUUUAUAAAAGAGAUCAUGUAAAGUAAUAAUGUACAGAAUGUAUUAAUGCAGUUUAAACCAUUUGCCUUUUCAAUAAAUGAUUUGUCUCUAUUACGUCUUCA